AGUAGUUUGGACGUAAAUUUUUCUGCGGCUGGAAAUAAAGCUCCAAAUUGACAGCAUGUCUAUGUCGAGUUCUAGGAGUUAUUCAAGUCGUCAUACAAGUUCCUCGAUGGAAGAAGAAAUUCUCGAAAUUGAGCAAUGUUUGUUCCCGAUCCAAGAAGAAUUUUUUCUCAAAGAAGAUUCCGUUUCCGAGGAAAAGUGUCAAUCAAUUGCAGUUAGUGAUUCUUGGGACAUCCCAAGCCUGCCGUCGUAUACGAAGUGGGAGACUUUGCUGGGGGAGGGAAUUUCAUCCGAGAUCAUCGAUAAGUUAUGCUUCAACGAGACGUUACUGAUAAGUACAGAUAACGAUAAGAUUGUUGGUGGUUUCGCUAUCCAAGUGGAAACUAUUGCCGAUGAAGUGAUUGCUGUUUUUUGCAGUUCGCAAUUCACCAUUGACGAUGGUAGAACGGCGCGAAGCGAAUUAUUAGCAUUAACUGAUAAACAAUUCAACCCGUUCCAGGAGAGAAAGUGUGAAACUGUUUCAUCCGUCGAUGUCAAACAAGAAAAACAGUUACAGUUAUUUUUUGAUGAGGAACAAAACGUUACUGCAUAUCGCCAAGAAAUUGAUGCGGAUAAGUCUGAGAGUUACCACGGAAUACUCGAUGCAGGGGAAGACGGUAUUCUAAUGCCAGAUGGGCUAAACGUACUGAUUAUGCGAUAUCUGAUAAUAACUAAUUUCGUCGGAGACAUGCACACUCGAACAAUUGAUAUCCAUGGACGAAUUGGUCAUUCUAUUUAUCAAAUAACCGAUGCUAUCCCAACCAAAAUAAACAGCGAAAUUCAUGACACAAAACAAGUAAUAAGAACGGUAUACUAUCCAGGAACAAAAGAACCAGAAACAAGUAUUAGUUACUAUCUCACUAAUGGGCACUUACUGCGACAUAACUGGAACAAUGCCAAUUAUUCGAUUAAAAUAAAUCCGAGAUCUUCUAUCUCUGAUUUAUCAGUCGGCAUGGACGAACUUUGUGAAACAAUGCGAUUGUAUCUAAAAGAACUUGGCAAGUUGUUGGAAGAAUCUCCUAUAGAGAUGAACAAAUGCUACACCAAACUAGCAAAACCAACCGAAAUAGUACGGUUAGUUCUUUCAGAAAUCAUAGAUGAAGCAACCCACAAUACUCUUGCUCGAAAACGAUCUUCCUCUGAAGCCAUUAAAGAUGUUCUUGUAGAAAUCAUAAAUCAUGGUGCUCGCAAGCGAUCUUCCUCUGAAGUCGUUAAGGACGUUCUUUCUGAAAUCAUAAAUCAAAUGUCUCUUUUAUAA
Malaya genurostris is the source of this 1294-nucleotide messenger RNA. RefSeq lists its product as uncharacterized. The coding region runs from base 56 to 1294 and encodes 412 amino acids. The transcript is spliced from 2 exons. NCBI's taxonomy places the organism in Eukaryota, Metazoa, Arthropoda, Insecta, Diptera, Culicidae. The record is from RefSeq and is a predicted model, not a curated record.